AUGAUCUCAGUAACCAAUCAGGUGGCCAACGGCUUCAGCAUUAGCCAUUGCUACAAGGUAGCCCAUUUCCUCAUUGCCUUUGCCGACCUCUGCAUCGGGCACUACCUGCUGAUGAUCGCCACGGUGGACCUGCACACGCAUGGUCGCUACAGUCAGCACGCCAUCGAGUGGCAGACGGAGCCGAGGUGCGGCGCCGCGGGCUUCCUGUCGGUGUUCGGAGGGGAGCUGUCGGUCUACACGCUCUCUACCAUCACCAACGCUCUGCAAGUGGAGCUUGUGCUCGCGCAGGCGGCGAGCAUCAUGGCGGUCGGCUGGCUGGUUUGCCUUGGGAUGGGUGUCCUCCCUCUGAUCGGCGUAAGCAGCUACUCCAAAGUUAGCGUGUGCUUACCCAUGGACAUCGAGACUCCUCCGGCUCAGGCCUUCAUCAUCCUCGUCCUGCUCUUCAAUGUGGGCGCCUGCAUGGCCGUGCUCAUCUUCACCGAUUUCCUCUGCAUGGCGCCCAUCUCCUUCUUCGCCAUCUCCGCCGCGUUCAAGGUCCCCCUCAUCACGGUCACAAACUCAAAGAUCCUGCUCGUCCUCUUCUUUCCCAUCAAUUCCUGCGCCAACCCCUUCCUGUACGCAAUCUUCACCAAGGCUUUCAGGAAGGACGCGUACCGGCUCAUGGGCGCCGUGGGCUGCUGUAAAAACAAGGCCAGCAUUCAGCACGUGAACGACUCAGGAGCAAAUCGGAAAAGCUCAAGGUCGCAGCAGAGUCGACACAUAAAGGAGGAGGGAGAAAUCACCUGAGAACAAAAAAACAUGCAGAACUUU
This is a messenger RNA of Labrus mixtus (cuckoo wrasse), 810 nucleotides long. Its product is annotated as lutropin-choriogonadotropic hormone receptor-like. Gene Ontology annotation, cellular component: membrane. Gene Ontology annotation, biological process: ovarian follicle development; ovulation cycle process; luteinizing hormone signaling pathway. Lineage: Eukaryota; Metazoa; Chordata; Actinopteri; Labriformes; Labridae. Gene Ontology annotation, molecular function: luteinizing hormone receptor activity. The record is from RefSeq and is a predicted model, not a curated record.